This is a messenger RNA of Hyposmocoma kahamanoa, 1358 nucleotides long. Its product is annotated as RNA-binding protein 24-B-like. The record is from RefSeq and is a predicted model, not a curated record. NCBI's taxonomy places the organism in Eukaryota, Metazoa, Arthropoda, Insecta, Lepidoptera, Cosmopterigidae. The coding region runs from base 261 to 1061 and encodes 266 amino acids. The transcript is spliced from 5 exons. Gene Ontology annotation, molecular function: RNA binding. Gene Ontology annotation, cellular component: cytosol.
CAUGUGGCCCGGGGCCGGUGCCGCGACGCAUCUGGUGACGAGGGGGGUGCGGCGGGGGCUAAAAUUAGUACCGGAGCGCCACGUGCGCCUCGAACGAGCAUCAGUCCGCGCUCAACCAUCACGACGAACGCUCGCUCCGCACAUCCCAGUGUUUACUGUAAACUUACCGGGCGAACUUCAGGUUGAGACCGCUCCACCGGCGUCAGUGACAGUGUUUGCAGAGUGUAAAGGUGACCGGCGCAACGGAGACGGUGCAAGGCAUGCUGAUGGCGGGCGCUCUGCCGGCUGAGCCCGAGGGGCUGCUGGCGCUGGGCGCGCUGCCUGGUCAGAAGGACACCACCUGGACCAAACUGUUCGUCGGAGGGCUACCCUAUCACACCACCGACAAAAGCUUACGGGAACACUUCGCAGUCUAUGGGGACAUAGAAGAAGCAGUCGUCAUAACAGACAGGCAGACCAGCAAGAGCAGAGGAUAUGGAUUUGUGAUAAUGGGUGACCGAGCGGCGGCGGAAAGAGCAUGCAAAGACCCUAACCCCAUCAUCGAUGGCAGAAAAGCGAACGUCAAUUUAGCAAUCUUAGGGGCUAAACCUAGAGGAAAUCUCGCGCCUGGGUUCGGGCUAGCAGCUGCGGCUGCGGCUGGCGUGCGCGCAGGUUAUCAGACAGUGCUGCCAGCACACUAUGGGCUGUCUCCUGGAUACGUGUAUGGCGCGCCAAGCUACAUGGGCGCUAUGGGCACCGUGGGCGGGGUGAGUGCGGGGGUAGGCGCGGGUGCGGGCGGGCUGGUGCAGCUGCCACAGCUGCAACACGCCGCUGCCGUCGCUGCAGCCAACCACCUGUACGAAUAUCAAGCGGCCGCAGCUCAGGGAGCUGCUGCCUAUCAACAGCAAUACGCUGCAGCUGGAUUCGACCCUUACGCUACAGCAGCAGCAGCAGCGGCGGCGGCUGCAGGUGGAGCGAGCUACGUUUCACCCUAUUAUGCGCUCCCCGGAGCUGGAGUACAGGCUCCCCUCCUUCCUCCGCUCUCGUAUCCUCCGCAACUGCAGGAGGCGAGGAUGCAGUAAUCUGACAUCGAUCCCAACCCCGUGGCUACAUCAUCGACGAAACUUAACAGUAGAUUAUACGUUAGUUUUGAUUUGGAGUUUUAAGGCUAGUGUCGGUUUAAAACUGACUGAAUAUUUCAGUUGAGGUAUAGUUACUUAGGUAAUAGUGGAUCUAAGCGGAGACUUCGGUGGUGUACUCACGAACGGGCCGUGCAUGAGAAGCGUAGCAGUAUGACAAAGUAAUAGUGAUGUGCAAACAGCACUUAUAGGCCAAUGAAGUUAUUUUAAAGAUGAAUUGAAAGGAUUUCGUUCGUUACC